Oppia nitens is the source of this 1529-nucleotide messenger RNA. RefSeq names its product methyltransferase-like protein 17, mitochondrial. The transcript is spliced from 11 exons. NCBI's taxonomy places the organism in Eukaryota, Metazoa, Arthropoda, Arachnida, Sarcoptiformes, Oppiidae. The record is from RefSeq and is a predicted model, not a curated record. Gene Ontology annotation, cellular component: mitochondrial small ribosomal subunit. The coding region runs from base 75 to 1529 and encodes 484 amino acids. Gene Ontology annotation, biological process: translation. Gene Ontology annotation, molecular function: methyltransferase activity; structural constituent of ribosome.
CAUUGAUGUGUUGUUUGCAUAACAUUACUAUAGUUUUUGAUUGUAUUAUUAACUUUUAAUUACAAUCAUUUGAAAUGUUGUUAAAUAGUUUACAAUUAUUUAGUAAAUCAUUGAAUCAAACAAAUAAUUACAAAAAUCAAUUGAUAAGAUUUUUAUCAAAUAAGCCAAAGUUUGCCAUAACUAUCAACGAUGACAUUGACAACCAAUUUGAAGCCGGCCUUAAAUAUCGUAAACAUGUUGGCCGUAGACGUGUACCGAUUGUGUCGCUACCGAUCCGAUUGGAGGCCGCGGCCAACACAGUCAUUGAAAAGUAUAACAGUCAACAAUUCAGAGAAGAUGUAAAGACAAUGUUUAGAGUGAUUAUGGAUCACAAGAUGCCGGCGGAACCAAAUGAAAUGAUGGCAAAGAAAAAAGAGAUUAGAGUUAGACUUAUGGACAAAGAAGCUAUUGAUUUGAAAAGUAUGUCACCUGAAGAAAGACACGAAGUUUUGCAGAGAAUUGAUAUAAAGGUUGAGAAAAGGCUAAAGGAUUCACUUCUUAAUCAUUUACCCAUAGAAUAUAAUGAGUGGAAGGCAGCAGUUUAUUUGGCCGCCCGAUUGCCACCAAAUUUUGCAUCAAUUUACUCUGUUUUUAAAGAAAUUAGGGCUGAAAUUCCUGAUUUUGUUCCCAAAACUUUAUUUGAUUUCGGGUCAGGAAUCGGGACAACGCUUUGGGCGGCAAAUGAGUUGUGGCCAAAGGGUUUUGAUGAAUACUUUUGUGUUGACAUUAAUGCAAAUAUGAAUGAACUUUCAAGACUUUUAAUACAAGGCGGCAAUGAAAAUAAGAAAAUGAUUUUUGAUCCGGUCUUUUAUCGACAAUAUUUACCCGUUUCUCACAAUAUUAAAUAUGAUUUAGUUGUUUCUGCGUUUUCAUUACUUGAUAUCCCUGACGCUAAAAAUAGGAUUCAUGUAAUUGAAAACUUAUGGCAUAAAACUCAAGAUGUAUUAGUGAUUGUAGAACACGGCAAUCGGUCCGGUUUUGCAGCCGUUCUCGAGGCCCGAAACCUUAUCUUACAAUUAUCCGGACAUAAAAUCACAGCAAACUUUAAUUAUAAUCCAAAUAAUUCUCAAUUAUCAACUGUUAGUCAAUCAACUGAUGCUACUAUUAUAUCACCGUGUCCUCACGACCUGACGUGUCCGCGACAGUUCACUGAUGGUCCAGUUCUUUGUAAUUUUGAAAUUACUUACAAUCCAUUACGUUAUGGACAACAAAAAGCUCUGACGGGAAGAGAAAGGUAUUCAUAUGUUGUCAUUCGUAAGACAAAAGAACAAACAGCGACAAAGAGUUGGCCCCGUAUUGUUCAACCCGUACUCACUGGUCAUCACAGAGCCAUUUGUCGGAUGUGUUGCAGUGACGGACAAAUUAGAGAAGUGAUUGCCACCAAAUCAAACCAUCCGAAACACGCUUAUAAAUGCGCCAAACAAAGUGAUUGGGGCGAUAAGCUACCAGGGUUGAUUUAUGAAACACAAAAUAACCAAAAUCAAGAUUAA